AUGCGCGGGAAGGGGCGGAGCCGCUCCGAAUUCUGGCGGGUACUGGCGGCGGGCGCGGCGGUGAGCGGGGAGCGUGAUGAUGACUUGGAUCUGCUGGCUUCUCUUCUGGAAGAAAAUGAAGCAGCUGAGGAGGGGAAUUCUCCUGAGGAGGAAGAUGCUCUCGAGGAUGAGGAUGGAGAACCAGAUGAGUACGAUGAGCUCUUUGAUGCAGAAGAUGAUGCAUCCUACACUGAGGAGGCUGAUGCUGAGGACAGCACGAUUGAUGAGCAGAAGGAGAACUUGGCCAUGCUGUUUGGAGAUGUAGAGGACCUGGUGGAAGAGGAGGAGGCAGAGAAAGCUGUCCCCACUUCAGCUCCCAGUCAGGCAAAGGAGAAAACCAAUGAAGAACUGCAAGCUGAGCUGAGAAAAUUGCAAGAGCAGAUGAAGACGUUACAGGAGCAGUUGCAGAAGACUGCUCUUGGGCAGCAAUCCAGUUCAGGCCCCGAGAAGAAAACCCCUGGUAAAUCUCCCUGUCCACCCUUAAAGGAAAGGAAAGUUCAGAAGCUGCAAGAGUCACCAUGCUUCUCAGCCCAGCUGGGCAAUCCUUUACCACCAGCCAAGCAAGGAAGGCAGAAAUCAAAAGCAUCCUCAGCAGAGAACAAGAUUCCUCCUCCACGGCAAGUCCUCAGUCUGGCAUUCCAGCCUCUCCAGUCUGCUGUAGGGAACACCCCCAGUAAGGUGGCCAGAGAGAAGACUCCUCAGGUGCCUGCAUGCUCCAGCACAACCACACAGCCAGUGUCUGUAGAAACCUUCUCAGGACUGAGAUUAAGAAAACCCCGGGUGUCUUCAGCGGAAAUGGACAGGAAAAUGGCCAACAGGAAACUCAUCCGGCUGUCUCAGCUGAAGAACAAGCUUGCUACUGAGAAUCUGGAGGAAAUAGACUGGGUAACAUUUGGAGUCAUAGUGAAGAAGGUCACUCCUCAGAGUGCAAAUAAUGGCAGGACCUUCAGCAUCUGGCGGCUCAACGACCUGCGCGACCUCAACGAGUGCGUCUCGCUCUUCCUGUUCGGUGAGGUCCACAAGGAGCACUGGAAGACUGAGCAAGGCACAGUCGUUGGCCUGCUCAAUGCCAACCCCAUGAAACCUAAAGAAGGCUCAGAUGAGGUGUGUCUGUCCAUUGACCAUCCCCAGAAGAUCCUCCUCAUGGGAGAAGCUCUGGAUAUGGGCACCUGCAAAGCCAGGAAGAAGAAUGGUGAUCCCUGUGCACAGAUUGUGAACCUGAAUGACUGUGAAUACUGUCAGUACCACAUCCAGUCCCAGUACAAGAAGCUCAGCUCGAGGCGGGCAGAUCUGCAAUCCACCUUCUCUGGGGGCCGCAUUCCCAGAAAAGCCGCUCGGAAAAAUCCCACUUUGAAGGAGAGGCUGUGCCAGGAUGGGUUUUACUAUGGAGGAGUCUCUUCAGCAGCAUAUGCAGCCUCAGUUGCUGCAGCUGCUGUGCCAAAAAGGAAGGUUCAAACCACUCUCUCCAACCUGGUCGUGAAAGGAUCUGAUGCAAUUGUCCAGGAAACCAGGCAGAAAAUUGGUGCAGCAAAGAGACCCAUGCAGUGUUCUGAAGAGUUCAGGGAACUGCUGGCACAGCCAACUUUUGGGGCACGAAACCUCUGCAAACACUGGACCAAAACAGAUGCUGAAAAGAAGCAAGGGGCAGAUUUCCAGUCUAUCUCUGCUUCAGCACUGCUCAAGCAACAGAAACAGAAAUUGCUGGAGGCCAGAAAAAAGCGAUCUGAAGAGAUUCAGAGGCGGUUUCUCCAGAACACAAGUAAAGCCAGCACUCCUGCUCUCCCAUCCUCCUCCAAACAGACUUCCCUCCAUUCCCCAGUGCCUGGGGCAGAGUUUCCCAAAGCUGCAAAAAUGUCAACUCCUCAAAGGCCCAGGCUAGGCACAGGCUUCUCAGAAGGAGAAGAUAUCCUCUUCUUUGACAAGUCUCCUCCUCCAAGGCCAAAGCUGGACAGCUUGGCAGAAGCCAAAAAGCUGGCUGCCAUCCGGCGACUGCGAGCAAAAGGCCAGAUCCUCCCCAGAACAGACCCAAACAGUGUCAAGAGGAAACGGGCUGAUGCUGAGCAUGUCCUGGAAAUUGUUGAAAGGGUUGAGAAAAAUGUUGCUCAGCCACAAGGUGCAGAAGCAGACGGUGAAAUGGAUGAACUGGAACCUGCCCAAAAGAAACGGCGUGAGCAGCUGGCCUAUCUGGAGUCAGAAGAGUUCCAGAAAAUCCUGAAGGCCAAGUCCAAGCACACAGAUGUCCUAAAAGAGGUUGAGGCUGAACUGCAGGAGAAAUACUUUCAGCCCCUGGUGAAAAAGGAAGAACUGGAGGAGAAGAUGAGGAACAUUAAAGCAGUGAAAUGCCGAGUUGUGACAUGUAAAACAUGUAAUUACACCUAUUUCAAGCCUCUGGAGACCUGUGUGCAGGAUAACCACAACUACCUCUGGCAUGAUGCCAUCAAGAGAUUUUUCAAAUGUCCUUGUGGAAGCAGAGCUAUUUCCCUUGACAGGCUUCCCAAAAAGCCCUGCAGUAACUGUGGCCUCUUCAAGUGGGAGCGAGAUGGGAUGCUAAAGGAGAAAAAAGGUCCAAAGAUUGGUGGAGAAACACUUUUACCAAGAGGAGAAGAACAACCAAAAUUUCUCAACAGUCUUAAGUGACCUGGAGUUGAUUUUUCCCUAACAUAUGGAUGGAUUUUUGUGUCUGAAACACAUUUAUACUGGACUGCCAAGAGGAUUCAAGUUUUAGUGAUGAAUCAGUAGGGGAAUCAGUUUUUGAUUAAAAGAUCAUCUGCCAAGGGUCCACCAGGCUGCUGCAUGGAUACUGAACUUUGAUAUUUUUUAAUUGACUGAAGAAGACUUCAUGUGAAAGGCACAGUCAUGCCUGUUCUUUCCAGCUAGCAACACCAGAGUGACCUCACUAUUAGGUGACAAAUCAUCAUGAAUGGGAAUGACUGUAGAUUCCAUAAGCACUUAUGAAAUUAAUACCCUGAUGUGUUCAUGCCAACCUGUCUUCAGCUCUUGGACAGAAAGGGGUGUGAGAGGGUUGUAGGCACAGAGCAUUCUCCAUUGGCUUCAAAAUUACUCACUCUGAACCCUUAGAAAUAGAUGUCAAACUGAUAUCCUGAGUUUCUUCUUGGCUUACCUGUUACAAAACCCUUCCAAUGGCUUUGGCCCUGCAAGGCAGCAGUGUUUGUGCUGGAAACUCAGAGCUCCCUGUCCCCCAGCACCAUCCACACUACACCUGUAGCUCCCACUUGGAAAAACUUUUUAAUGAAUAUGGCACCACUUUGUGAGUGGUUUUAAAGAGCUGAGUGAUUAUAUUUAAAGGUUUUUACCCUUUCUCUGGUAUAUUAAAUAGUAAAAGUAGGUGUGUCAGACCAAGCAGGAUGAAAUCUCCCUCCAAGAGGUGGCUCCUGAGAAAUGCUGUCUCCAUACAGGCAUUUUUCAUUGUAAGGAAAACCUAGGGCAUUUAACCAGCUUUUCCUGGACCUGAGCCUUUUCCUGCCCAGUAGGAUCACAGGAUAUCUUUAAGUGCCUAAACCCCCCCUAACCUUAGUGAUUUGACCAAAGUGCCCCUAAACAUCUCACAUGUGCCAGUGGUCUUGUCAAUAACUCUUGUCUGCUUGCACAGGGGCUGGAAGAGCAAAUUCUGUGAAUGUUCAUUUAGAGCAACUGGACAGAUUCACCUCAGCAUCCUGCAGCUCUCAUCUCUUAUUGGUGCUUUUAUUGGUGCAGCUUUGCCUGCAGCAUUGAUUUCAGUCCCUGUUGGUACUAUUUCCUGAGUGGGGUGUCACUGCCAGGGGACAGCAGCAUGGCUGUGACACUGCUUGGCAAUGGCAACGUCUCCUGUGGAUCCCUCAUUCAGAAUAAACAGAGUACAGAUU
Messenger RNA from Melospiza melodia melodia, 3902 nucleotides. RefSeq names its product minichromosome maintenance 10 replication initiation factor (gene MCM10). The transcript is spliced from 19 exons. Gene Ontology annotation, cellular component: nuclear replication fork; nucleus. NCBI's taxonomy places the organism in Eukaryota, Metazoa, Chordata, Aves, Passeriformes, Passerellidae. The record is from RefSeq and is a predicted model, not a curated record. The coding region runs from base 1 to 2676 and encodes 891 amino acids. Gene Ontology annotation, molecular function: DNA replication origin binding; single-stranded DNA binding. Gene Ontology annotation, biological process: DNA replication; DNA replication initiation.